This is a messenger RNA of Aaosphaeria arxii CBS 175.79, 1262 nucleotides long. RefSeq lists its product as uncharacterized. The transcript is spliced from 2 exons. The record is from RefSeq and is a predicted model, not a curated record. Bases 271 to 993 code for a protein of 240 amino acids. NCBI's taxonomy places the organism in Eukaryota, Fungi, Ascomycota, Dothideomycetes, Pleosporales. Gene Ontology annotation, molecular function: hydrolase activity.
GGUUCACCAGUCAUCCGCUGAUCGGGACAAACUACCCAGACCAAAACACGUCUGUCGCUGCGCCCUUCCCAGGCAACAACACGUAGCAACACCAUGAAUAUACAAAGGCUUCACGACGGAUCCUAUUCACAUAGAAUUCAGGCUUACUGGAACACCUCUAUUACUUAACUAACUCUUUUACGCCCCUGAGACAUACCGCGGUGCUAAGCUAAACAUACCAACAAGCCUUCGGAAUCCGAAAAUUUCCCCUACCUACCAGCUUAUAUAAAGAUGCCCUCCUCAGGUCAAAGAAAGGGGCCAUUCCCUCCGAUUCUCGCACAAUGGUCGAGUGAAGAGUUCGUCAUAGGCGGCGGCGUCGCCAUUUUCCACAUAGCAAGCCAACGAGUGGUUAUCUGUAGCGCUGAAGAUCGCAAAGGGAGGACGUAUUACUUCCUACCCAAGGGCCGCAGAGAUGCAGGAGAAGAGAGCGGGCCUGGUGCGGAAAGGGAAGGAUAUGAAGAAUCGGGUUAUCGCAACCGCCUUUUACCUCUACCGAUAAAACAUCGACAGCCCGAAGCCCAUCCUCGCAUAUCUGCACCUUCGAUGACGGCAGAGCCUGUGUGCAUGUACAUGAUGCCGAUGGGAUAUACCUCACUUCAAUACGUCAUAUACUGGUACAUCGCUGAGACGCUCCCUCCAUCGCUCGAGGCCGAAUGCGAAAUGAAACCUGGAGAAGCGUACAAGCGACCACCACCAUAUCCUACAGAUCUGAAGUUGAAGGACCGACUGCAGAUGGAACCAGAGGGUUAUGAGCCGAUUCAUCAUAAGGGGACCGGUGUCGAUGAAGAGGAGGCGACCUACAUAAGUUAUUUGCUGCCGAUUGAAGAAGCGAUUGGGAGACUAGGGAAAGACAACGUCAUGUCCGAUGUGGUGAGGAAGGGCUGGCGAGGGAUUCAAGAAAGGUUUACGCAGGAGGAGUACAUCGACACUGAGAGCCCUGAACAGAUUGCGUAAAGGACCGUGAAAGAGAAGGGUGAUUCCGCAGCAGGGGCUACCCAAGGACUACGAUUUGGAACAACAUAGACAGGUGUCGUGAGCUUCGGGAUGGCCUAUUGAACAGGAGGGGCCACAAGAAGUGUCAAGUCAUAAUAGACAAGCAUUUACUUCUUUUCUUCGGUUUGAGCAUCGUUCUUUGUCGUAUCAUCCGAUUGUGACAGGUAACAACUAAUGCAGGUAGCCAUCCAGCCAUUGCUUUCUCCACUAAUCUUACAGGCAGUGCGUCC